AUGCGCGCCACUAUUUGCACUCUUGCAGCCCUAUGGGGAGCAACGGCGGCGUCCACUCUGCCGCCGAGGUCGUACUUCUUCCCAGCAGGACAGGUCAACGGGACAUCGUCGUCAGAUACUGAGGUGGGGCUGACAGCAUUGGACGGGCCUCAUAUCACCGUUGCCAAUGGCUCUGCCUACAGCGGGUGGUAUUUUAAUGCUGUCUCAGAAGACGCAACGGCCGCUGUCCUUGCGACAUUCGCUCUGGGCUAUUCUAAAGAAGCCCACGGUAUACUUCUGACCAUUGCCUUGCCCAAUGGGACUACUUAUGAGAACAACGUGCCUGCGGGUGCUUUACACAUGCGAACCGUCGGCGAUGGGUCUCGGGGCUAUGUAGAAGGCGGAGGGAUGAGCUGGUUCGCUGCACCUGAUCUGAGUGCAUAUAAUUUGAUGCUCGACUUGCCCGCGGUUGGUAUCUCGGGCAGCAUCACGAUGCGCUCUCGUGCACCGGCCCAUGUCGCCUGUGGGCUCAACAGUCCGGGUGCAUCUCUUCGAUGGACUUCUACCUUGGGCUAUUGUAAUCCAGUGCCUGAUGCCGACGUCUCUGCCACGCUUCUCAUCAAUGGUAGCCGUCUUUCGUUUCAGGGAUCCGGAUAUCAUGACCAGCUUUGGGGUUUGACCCCCUUUGCGAACCAUCUGACGCAGUUUUAUUGGGGGCGCUCAAGCGGCGACAGAUACUCUGUCGUGUUUGGAUACCACAUCGACGAGGCGUCCAAUGUCGUCCCCUUUGCCUAUAUCUCUGAGUAUGGAAAGGCCAUAGUUUCUCGGUGUGGGAUUGUUGAAGUCACUCCCCAGGGACCUGGCACCUCGGUGCCUUUGGAACCUGGCACUGAUGUGGAAAGCUGGGCCGUUCGUAUUCAGGACCCUGAACAUGGCGAAUUCGCAUUCACCUUUUGGAGGGUCGCCACUAUCAGUCUGGGAAAGUAUACGUGGGACCGAUGGCUGGUUCGCACUGUGGGAGGUCCUGUUGGAGGAAUCAAUGACACGGGGACAGGCAUUGUUGAAGUGAUGAGCGGGCCACGUCUGCUCCAGAUGGGGCAUCAACAUGGGUGA
This is a messenger RNA of Aspergillus terreus NIH2624, 1092 nucleotides long. RefSeq lists its product as uncharacterized. Bases 1 to 1092 code for a protein of 363 amino acids. NCBI's taxonomy places the organism in Eukaryota, Fungi, Ascomycota, Eurotiomycetes, Eurotiales, Aspergillaceae. The record is from RefSeq and is a predicted model, not a curated record. The transcript has 2 exons.